AUGGAUUCCAUCACCGAUCUCUGUCUGAUGAUCUCAGAAGACUUGGUGCCGCAAAGCCCAGUCAAGCCUUCAGAUAUCGAGUCUCUGUUCCCCGACCUGCUCGAUCCUGCGCUAAAGCUGCAAACGAACUUGACGAAAUGCGGCGGACACCUGUGGCCUGCCGGUUUAGUGCUGGCAGAAUAUCUCAUACGCGAGAAAUUGGAUGAUUUGCGAGGCAUGACCAUGUUUGUGACGUUAGACUUGAGUUGGGUGCCGGUAGUGGACUUGUCGGGUCGCCUUGCCAUCGCGUUGAAGCUGAGGCAAUUGCCGCCCACUCAAUGCAAAGAGCCUACAAAGGUUCAUGUGACGGACGGAGUCCCAGCCCUCAUGCCUCUGCUCCAGCAGAACAUCAGUCUGAACUUCCCAGAUCCUGCCUCGCAUGUGAUCGUACAAGCCCAUCUCUUGCCUUGGGGAGGAACUCUUGACCCUGCUAUUCCCAAGCGUCCGGAAGUUAUCCUGGCCGCUGAUUGCGCGUAUAUCGAAGAGAGCUUCCCUUCAUUGACGAGGACACUAGAGGAGAUGCUGGGAGAGCAGACAACAUUGUGGUUCUGCUACAAAAAGCGAAGGAGAAGGGAUCGUGAUUGCAUCAAAAUGAUAGGAAAGAUCUUCGAUGUGCACUUCGUGAGAGUUACACUAUCUAUCUCUCAUCACUGUGAAUGUAGCCCAAAGCUGGAGAGCAUGGAGCAACCCUACGGCGUCACAGCUGCUAGGAUCGAAUUCAUAGAGAAAAGCAUCCGGAAAGUCGUCCUCUUUCGAUGGUCUUUUUCCACGACCCGUUCGCAGAUCGAGAAGGAUGCAGAGAGCCUUGUCAAAUAUUACUCCAUUGCUGAGGAAGUGAUCCAGCUGCUCCUUAGCUACCUUGGCUACAACACAACCUCCUUCACUGGCCAACAUCAUAUGGCGAUCUUGCGUCCUCUGACGGAAACUGCAAAUCCAUUCUUUCUACUGCUUGGCUCCGGCAAAGCUUACGGAUUCAUCGAUGCUCUAAGACAAUUUCGCAAUCGAAUCAGUAAAUACCAGAAGGCCGGGAAGGCCUGGGCUCAAUAUGGCCGCGGGGUCGUAGCAGCUCGGGGCUUUAUGUUGAAAGCAUUCUUCGAGUGGGGUUUACCGGACGUCUUCGAAGCAUCGUUAUGGGCAUCCUUGAGAUGCAUACAGGAAGAAGUUGGUUACAACACCGGUCCCGAGCAGCUAGCUACCAGAAUCAACGAAAUAGACCCCACCAUAGAGAAAGCAAAAGAACACUUCCACAACAGGGUAGGUUCAGCGCGAAGCAAGAAUCGAAACAUGGCAGAUCUGAAAAUGCCCCACGUAAAUGCACAAAACCCGGCAAACCUACAGCUUCCUAGCCAAUGUUCGAAGCGCAAGCGUGGAGAGUCAGUAGCACAUGCGGCGAACAAAUGGGUUCGAGGCGGUGUCGUGGGUAGAUUUGCGAAUCUUCAAUGGCUUGCAAAGGAUUCUGUGCAAUCAAAGCACCUAAGAUCCGUCGAGAAAUCCGUCGAUAAGAUGUUCCGACCUGAUCUUGAGGCAUUACAGGCACAGUUUGGUGCGCAGCUCCACAAAGGGCUCAACAUCGCUCAGGAGAGAGUUCGCACAUUCCAUGCUCCUGCAGCUAAAGCUCGCAUUGUAGCGGAAAAGGCGCAAAUUGUGGAGGUGAUUGUCAUCGAAGAUGACUAG
Messenger RNA from Bacidia gigantensis, 1713 nucleotides. RefSeq lists its product as uncharacterized. Bases 1 to 1713 code for a protein of 570 amino acids. The record is from RefSeq and is a predicted model, not a curated record. NCBI's taxonomy places the organism in Eukaryota, Fungi, Ascomycota, Lecanoromycetes, Lecanorales, Ramalinaceae. The transcript has 4 exons.